GCGCUGCGGAACCACUUGCGUUCGGGUUUCAUCUCCGGUAGGAUCAAAUCACCGUCAUCGCCGUUUUACCUGGGCACCGCAAUACCAAAAAGGCAGGCAUAACAAAUCGCAUUAAAUCAUUUUCACCAGUGACCAUUUGCACUGUUUUGUUUCGUGUCCCGUGUGUUGCUUUGUUUCACGUUGCUAAGUGAUUUUAUGAUCAGUGUGACAAACAGGCUGCACAAACGGAUACAUCAGCGCAUCAAGCAUGGCAUCAUCAUCACAGCUGAAGGUUCUUUCGCCGAAUGUCCACUAUACGGACGAACACAUUGAAGUGGACUACCAGUAUCAAACGACAACGGUGGUUAGCAGCGGUCCGAGCGGCUACACGGUGAAACCUGAGACAACGGAGUUGAACAUCCGCACCGGGCGCCAGGUUCCACGGAUGGGAUUGAUGCUGGUUGGCUGGGGUGGAAACAAUGGUUCGACACUAACUGCCGCCCUGGAGGCAAACAAACGCAACCUGGAAUGGCGCACCCGGCAGGGUAUCCAGAAGGCCAACUGGUACGGUUCGAUCACACAGUCGUCUACGGUUCUGCUCGGUUCGGAUGCAACCGGGCAGGAUGUGUAUAUCCCGAUGAAUGAGCUCGUACCGAUGGUGAACCCGAACGAUAUCGUAGUCGACGGAUGGGACAUUAGCUCGAUGAACAUUGGUGAUGCGAUGAAGCGAGCGCAAGUUCUUGAAGUGGAACUGCAGGAUCAGGUGUACAAGCGCCUGUCGCAGAUGCGUCCUCGGCCUUCGAUCUACGAUCCGGAUUUCAUUGCCGCCAAUCAGGCGGAGCGUGCGGAUAACACGAUUCGGGGAACUCGUUACGAGCAGUACCAGCAGAUUGUGAAGGAUAUUCGCGAGUUUAAGGAACAGUCCGGCGUGGAUAAGGUGGUCAUUCUUUGGACGGCUAAUACGGAACGGUUUGCCGAGGUGAAGGAAGGUUUGAACACCACCAUGGCCGAUUUGGAGCGUUCGUUGAAGCAGAACCACUCGGAGAUCUCUCCUUCGACGAUCUUCGCUAUGGCUGCUAUUGCGGAAAAUUGUAUCUACAUAAACGGAUCGCCGCAAAAUACGUUUGUGCCCGGUGUAAUUGAGAUGGCGGAACACUACGGUGCGUUCAUCGCAGGAGAUGACUUUAAAUCAGGACAAACGAAGCUAAAAUCCGUACUGGUAGACUUCCUCGUUUCGGCCGGCAUCAAGCCCGUCUCGAUCGUCAGCUACAACCAUCUGGGUAACAACGAUGGCAAGAAUCUCUCGGCCCCGCAGCAAUUCCGCUCGAAGGAGAUCUCCAAGAGCAACGUGGUGGACGAUAUGGUUGCAUCCAAUCACAUUCUGUACGGUGCCGACGAGCAUCCGGACCAUUGCGUCGUGAUCAAGUACGUACCGUACGUGGGUGAUAGCAAGCGAGCGAUGGACGAGUACACCAGCCAGAUCAUGCUCGGCGGUCACAACACACUGGUCAUUCACAAUACCUGCGAGGAUUCGCUUCUGGCCACGCCGCUCAUCCUUGAUUUGGCCAUUUUGGGUGAGCUUUGCUCGCGCAUACAGAUUCGCCGUAAGGAAGCAGCGGGCGGAGAGUUUGUCCCGUUCCGGUCAGUCCUUUCGCUGCUAAGCUAUCUUUGCAAAGCACCAUUAGUACCGCAGGGCACACCGGUCGUCAAUUCGCUCUUCCGUCAGCGAACGGCAAUCGAGAACAUUUUGCGCGCCUGCAUUGGUCUGCCACCGCUGAGUCAUAUGACGCUGGAGCACCGUUUCGAUCUGCCCAUCGGUGAGAGCCAGUCGGAGGGACAACACAUUGCCAAGAAGGCACGUGUUAAUGGUUCGGUUCCUUUUGCGAACGGCACCAGCGACAAAUGUAACGGUGUACAUAAUGGUGAUGCUCAUUCUUCGGAGGAAGUGAGCAGUCACUAACUUGCGUUGCUAAUUUUUUUUUUUUUGGAUGGACAGACAUGCAGCGUACACGUUGACGUCUUUACUUCCCAUCCGAGGAUUCAAUGGUUUCUCCCUUAACAAGAACCCGUUAUUGAUCUAUACAUGGAUAGUAUAGCACAUUUAAUGAACCAGACAUGUUCGUUUUCCCGCAAGUUUUUUUUUCAAACCUGGAGGAAGUAUUGUAAUAACCGAAACCUUUCUAUCCAGAGCUGGCUUGUAAUGUAAAAGCAAAGAACUGAACUGAACACAGGCAGCAAGCAGUACGACAAACAGACAAACGAAAAGGAUACAAUAUUCAUAUAGAACAGUAGUUAUCUGUUCCCUUUCCCGGAAUGUUUAUCCAGUCUAGUGUUAAGGAUUCGUAAACAUAUGUACUAUGUAAGCGUUUAUGGAACAAGAAAAUAAACUACACACUAGAAUGUGACUA
Molecule: messenger RNA, 2387 nt
Organism: Anopheles funestus (African malaria mosquito)
Lineage: Eukaryota; Metazoa; Arthropoda; Insecta; Diptera; Culicidae
Gene: Inos
Product: inositol-3-phosphate synthase
Exons: 4
Coding region: 248-1939 (563 amino acids)
Biological process (GO): phospholipid biosynthetic process; inositol biosynthetic process
Cellular component (GO): cytoplasm
Molecular function (GO): inositol-3-phosphate synthase activity
Source: RefSeq, a predicted model, not a curated record